AUGAGGAGGCGCUCAAGCUCAAAGACCGAGAUCGGCGAGGCGGACGCCGACGGCUUCAGCACGCUGGACCGGCUGACACCCGGGUCGCGCGACAGCCUGCUGCGCUCCUCGCGCGACGGAAGCUACAGUCCGUUCAGCCUGCUGUCAACGCCGAGCCACUCGUUCUUGGCCGGGCCGGUGUACGAGCCGGCCGGCGAGCUCAUCGUCCAGCACCCGGCCUGGGGCCAGAUUGGCGACCUGGACCGUGCGCUCGCCUACAUGGAGCAGAACGGGCCGACCGACUUCCGGCCGAGCAGCCGCCGCUGGACCGACAUCGACGACGUGUUGAGCCGCGCGCGAGCCCACAGCCUGCUGGCCGACGCACACCUGGCAGCCGGCGGCAGGAUCAGCGCCGUGCAUCAACGCAUUGUCGAGUCGACGAAUGAGCUGGCCAUUCCUGGCAGGAGUACUCCGGCCACCGUCCACUCAUAUCAGGAGAUGGUCAUCAAACAGGUGAUAGAUUCCACGCUACCUGGCAGGGCCGGCGGCGGGGCACGACCGGCGCCGCGCGACCCCGGAGUUGAUGACGACCCCCGCUGGCACCAAUGGGAGCACGGCGCCGCCGCCGCCGCGCCGCCGCCAUUCGAAAGCAUCGCCAGCAAACUGGCGGCUGCGGGCGGCCACGACGUGGCGCCGGACCCCUCCGCCAUGCAUUACCCAAGCUACGUAUCCGCGCGCGACUUCGACGCGCUGGCGCGAGGCGUGGACGCCGUCGACGUGAGCGACACGGACGCCAGUGGGCGCGAAGGGGCUGGUGACGCGACGGCAUCGGCGCGCUCCAUCAACCUGCUGACCGACCGGCGUGGCGGCGGCGCCGAGCCGCUGCGCAGCGCGUUCCGGCCGAUCCGACCCGAGCCGCUGCGGCCGGCGGCCGUGCCGCGCCUCAUCCACCACCUGCCGAUCGCCAAGAGCGAGCGUCGCCGACGCAAGGAGCUGCGCCACUCGGAGCGCCGGCUGCGGCGCGUCCGCUACGGUCGCACGGGCGUGGCCGGCUACCGGCGCGUGACGCUGCGUCGGAGCCGACGCGACCCCGAGUUCGGCCUUUCAGUCAUCGGCGGCGCCGAGUCAGGUCUGGGCGUGUUCAUCAGCCGUCUCGAGGUCGAGGGUCUAGCCAGGUCAGCAGGACUCCGGGUCGGAGACGAGCUCGUCAUCGUCAACGGCUAUGACGUCCGACGGUCAUCGCUGCCGCAGGUCAAGCAGAUGAUCGCGAGCUCGAGUGUGCUGGACAUGAUGAUCAAGACGGUGGGCAACGGCGACAACUAUGUGGUGAGCCACACCUACACGUGGUGUGAUCCGCAGGGCCGGGAGGUCACACCUCCUCCAGAUGCAUCGCAGACCAGCAGAGAGGGUGGUCACGACCGCAAGGUGGACUUUUCCCUGGACAUGGGCGAAAGCCUAGGUGUCAUGAUCCGCGGCGGUGCUGAGUACGCCCUGGGCAUCUACGUCACGGGCGUAGACGUGGGCUCGGCCGCCGACCAGGCCGGCAUCCAGGUGGGAGACCAGAUCCUUGACGUCAACAAUCAAAGCUUUUUGGACAUCACCCAUGACGAAGCAGUGAGCAUCCUUAAGUAUUGCAAGACUCCUACGAUGACCAUUCGUCCCGUGGGAAAGGUGCCUUGUGCGUCUUACGCCUCGAAUAGUGUGGAUGGAAGGCUUCAGCCUGCAAUAUCGGACGGCAGCGGCAGCCGUCCGCGGGACGAGUGGGCCGGCUCGUCCGUGCGCGCCGGCCCGCCGGACGAGCCGGCGACCGCGGCCGACGAGUGGGCCGACCCGGCGCUGGUCAUGGUGUACGAGAAGGCGUCCGUGCUGCUCGACUCGCACGAGUUCGGCGUGUUCGACGACCUGGUGCGCCGUUACCUGGCCGGCCACGUCAACGUCGGCAGGCUGGUGGGCUCGCUGCUCGAGCUCUUCCGGUCACCAGAGACGCUGACGCUGCUGACGGAGCUGCGCGAGAUCGUGACGCCGGUCGAUCAGCUGCGGUUCGACCAGAUGGUUUACCACGCCGACGGGCAGACGGCGUACCAAGCCGACCGCCGCCAUCCGGUCGACCAUUCGGCUGGCGUCGGUGGCUACCACACAAGUGCCCUCUGUUGGCGUCCUCGACAACCUCAGAUUCCGAGAUCCCCGAGCGAUGACUCAGGUGUCGAGCUUCCCAACGGCACACACGCCGCGCCUCAUUACAGGGGCCUUGUCGAAGAAGAUUGGGCGAUCACCCACCACCCCCGAGUGGUAUUUCAGCGACAUGUAGAAGAUAGCGGCCACCCCAGUCCCAGCGUGCCGGCCGGGCUGACGGGCGCGGCCGCGCUGUUCCCGGGACUGGCACGGCUGACGGAGCGGGGCCGGCCCGCUCCCAUGACCCCCGACCCUUUGUUCGACCAGAGCUUCACCGAACUGGCCAGACUGCGGCCGGCCAGCGCGCAACCGGAAUUGCUGGACCCAUACCCGGCGAGCCCCAUAUUGGAGGAUCCCGAGGGCAACAUCAAAAUCACCGUGCCGAAGAGCAAGCCGCUGCUGGGUAUUGUCAUCGAGGGCGGCGCCAACACGUCCCAGCCGCUGCCGCGCAUCGUCAACAUACAGCCUUAUGGGUCGGCGUUCAGUGCCGGUGGUCUGAUGGUUGGUCAAGUCAUCAAAUCCGUGGACGGCAAAAAGCUGGUCGGCGUGAAUCAUCAGCGCGCGGCGCAGGUUAUCGCGGAGGCUUACGCCAACAAGAGCAAGCCCGACAUCGAGUUCGUGGUACGCGAGCUGAAGCGAAGCGCCUUCAACGUCAAGCACUGCGCGCCCGACGUGACGCCUGACUAGUAGGGCCAUCUCUCGCCGUCUAGACCAACUGCGCCGCCCGGUGCUGCCACCUGUGACCGUCAGAUCGCACUGUCCAGCGCCUCGCAGUGUUCGCCGCAGCCUUGCCGCCCCCGAGCCGUCGUUCUUGUCGCGCCUUUCGGUUGCCGCGUCAGCAGCCAGUGUCCGUAUCUAGUUCCUCGACUGCAGCUGCGCUCACCUACGGUCUGUCGGGUUCGCUGCGCGCCCGCGGUUUCCGAGCCGCGUCUCCAUCUAUAUCUCCUCCGGAUAGCCGGCGGCGGCUGUGUGUCUGAGCGGCCUGCCGCCGCCGGCGGACGGUUGCUCGCUUCGCCGCACUGGCUCGCCGGCGGUGCUGCUACCCGGCCACUGGGUGCUGCGGGGGGCGGCUGGGACGCUAUCAUGCAUAUCACGCGCGCGAGGCUGGGUCGGCGGGCCGCCCGCGUAUUCUGUGUCGUGGCGUGUCGUAUCGUCGUGUCGGUGAAGCGCCUUUAGGGUCAGAUCUCAGCGAAUGAUGUGCGUGCAAUGGUGGCUGCAUUCCAUGUGAUGUGUGCACGCACGUGUACUUUGUAUUUUGUUAUAACUGUGGCUUGUAGAGUGCUUCUUCAUUCCCGACCACCGAAGCAAUAACGUGAGCUAAAAUGUAAUGUUCUGCGUUGGCGUCGUUCCGUACACCUAGCACGUGUGAGCACGUUUCGAUACGUUUUGCACCGGGGCUUGAUCAUGUGCAGCACUCGCACUGGAAGCCACGGCGGCUGACCUGCCCCGGACCUGAGGCCUGCCCGGGAUCAUCAGCUGGCCUGCCCGGGACCAUCAGCUGGCCUUCCCGGGACCAUCAGCUGACCUGCCCGGACCUGAGGCCUGCCCGGGACCAUCAGCUGGCCUGCCCCGGACCACCAGCUGGCUGUGCGUGCUCCCGUGCCGCCUCUCACCGCACUGCCCCGCCCAGCCAGAUGACCACCGCCGUGUGUCUGGGCCGUCGCCGGAAUCGCGUGUUCAGAUCGUCUUUUGGCGCGUGAUGUGCCGUUGUGUAACGUACGCGUGGGGGCUCGCGCGUGCCCCGCCCAUUGCGACCCAGCUCCACAGUAAUAAAACUGCAAA
Pollicipes pollicipes is the source of this 3933-nucleotide messenger RNA. It is a transcript of the gene dysc, whose product is annotated as whirlin protein dyschronic. The record is from RefSeq and is a predicted model, not a curated record. The transcript is spliced from 18 exons. NCBI's taxonomy places the organism in Eukaryota, Metazoa, Arthropoda, Thecostraca, Pollicipedomorpha, Pollicipedidae. Bases 1 to 2838 code for a protein of 945 amino acids. Gene Ontology annotation, cellular component: cilium; stereocilia ankle link complex; plasma membrane. Gene Ontology annotation, molecular function: protein binding.